Molecule: messenger RNA, 630 nt
Organism: Trematomus bernacchii (emerald rockcod)
Lineage: Eukaryota; Metazoa; Chordata; Actinopteri; Perciformes; Nototheniidae
Gene: neurog1
Product: neurogenin 1
Molecular function (GO): protein dimerization activity
Source: RefSeq, a predicted model, not a curated record
AUGGACCUCGCGCUCUCAGACAACAUGGACCCUCGCGCUCUCAGACACCGACACCAGCAGCCGGGUUCUCCCGCGCGCAGCGACGAUGAGAACUCCCGCAGCCCGUGCGCUACCUCCCCCGUGAUGAAGAAGCGAAGGGGGCGCGCGGACGGCGGACCCCCAGUGAAGAGGAACCGGCGCGUGAAGGCCAACGACCGCGAGCGCAACCGCAUGCACAGCCUGAACGACGCACUCGAGAUUCUGCGCGAGGUGCUGCCCGCGUGCCCGGAGGAGACCAAGAUGACCAAGAUCGAGACGCUGCGGUUCGCGCACAACUACAUCUGGGCUCUGUCGGAAACCCUCCGCAACGCAGACCUGGAGGCGGAGAGAUCCUUCCACCGGGCGGAGGCUCCCAUCAACCCCGGCAGCAGCAGCGAGGCGUGUGAGCUGCUCCUCUUCUCAUCUUCAUCCUCCUCUUCCUCCUCCUCUUCAUCCCCGGUGUAUGCCUCAAGCCCCGGCAGUCCGGAGAACUACUUCCAGCCGCAAGACGCCAUGUUCCUCCGCGCCUUCGUGCCUCCUGUUUACUGAAGGAGAUACAGGACUCUCCGCAGCUCACCUGUUCACUUUCACCUUUAAGGGGCACUAGUUGGG